CAACCUCUUAGCACUCUAUCAUGCCCUGUGGCAACAGCACCCAUGCUCCUUCCACGCCAUUGAUCUAUCUGAACACCCCGGUGCCAAGUUGCCAAGCGGAUCAACAUCGAUGGUCAUCCGCUCGGUAUAUGAGAGCUUGUUUAACAAGUUCUCCUGGAGUGAGCGCAAUCUUAUUGUUCAUGGAUCCGCUGGUAUCGGGAAGACAUAUUUCCUGUCAUACGUCCUCGUCAGGCGACUUCUCGCUCGCCAGCCUGUAACCUACCAGAUCGAUGAAUCGGACGCGCCCGUCCUGUGCUUCACCCCCGACGGCUUUUUCGCUCUCCCACAGGAGAACAGCGAGUACCACCCCCUAUUCCAACGUAAAGACGUGCUGCACCUCAUAGACAGCGCAAGUCAAGACACCGACACGCACCCGAGCACCGAGCACACUCGUGUGUUGAUGCGGGGCACAUGCGGCAAGGCCAUCUUCACUACGUUCUGGACAGACAGUCUGGGUCUCGACAUCAGAUGGGUGCCCGAGUACGAUUUCGCGGAUCGGCAGUGCAUGAAACCGUGCACAUUUGACGAGAUAUUUGCGAUGAGUGCUCUCACGUCAGGACAGGAUGCUGUCGAGUCCCUACGAUGGUCGUAUACCCACUUCGGGUCUAACGCACAUUCCUGUCUGCAAGCAUCUCAUCAUUCCAGUGAUGCUGAUCGUUAUCUCCACGAGUUAGAGCGUGCCCACGAGAAUUUUUGGAGCAUGCAACCCACACUGCGCGAACGAGAAGCCCGAAACAGCCGUAACCUCUUCGCCAUUGAACCUGGAACACCAUACACAGAUCCGCUCCCAUAUCCCGUGUCACAAGUCGCUAGUAAGCUCCUGGCGGACGCGGUCGUCUCCAUGGACUCAUCCGCCGUGAAGGAGAUUGCCGACAACCUGCUAAAAUCAGAGGAUACGAACGGGGCGGGGAAGAUAUUUUAUCGUCACGCUGUAGUGGCCCUCAUGUCGAGAUCCGGAGGGGUCUUCAAGCUCGGGCGCCCUGAUCUGCAGGGGCUUUGCCAUCCGGCGAACGAAGACUUUGUGCUACGGACAAAAAUCCAUGUGGCGCCCAAGGACCAGCGGGCCAUGACCCGAAGUUCUACAUACACCACACAACGUGAACUCGCAACAUUGGCAGAGAACUGUCCCCAGGUUCUCCUCUCCCCAAAACAUGGGCUCAUGCAUCCAGGCAUUGAUGCAGUCAUGUUCGAUGACAGCACGUCGACAAUGUGGCUCGUGCAGGUGGCGCACGAAUCCCAUCGCCCGGUCUCUCCGUAUGGACUUCUCUUCUUGCUGGAUGUCGUACGGGGCAGCUCUUACGAACCAUCCCCAAACCACCCCUGGCAGUUCGUAUUCGCCACACGGGGGCAACCCACCAACAUCUUCUUCCAGCUCAGCGGGAAGAAGCGGACGCAGUACUUUUCCACAUUAUUCUGGAAGCCACGUGUAAAGCCGUACAUCAUGCAACUGCGCGACACGGAUCGCGAUGUCCAAUCUUCGAGCGACCCGUACGAGCAGUGGGGUUUCCCGUACAAGGCUCCACAGAAGAGCUCGCACACUGGCCUCCCGCAGCGCCUUGCGAAAUCACUGGCGCACCUCGUUCCAACGUCCAAGCACACAACCAAAUCUAACCUCGCGACCCAGGACAAGAUGGCAUCGGAAAUUGAAGGUGCAAUCAUACAGAACUCGGGCGUGCCGGGCGCUCAGUUGCUCGGAGAUAUUGCGAGGGAGCAACCGCUGGGCCCGGUCGACCACUAUAUGCGGAGUGAAGACUAACAGCUGGGGGAAGAAGUAUGCUGAUGAGAGUGAAAAUACUUACUUGUAUUUGUGCGAUGUCUCGUGGUUACUCUAAUAUUCAUAUUUUAUUUACCACAUCUCCCGGGUCGUGUCACCUAUCACGUCCCAAGUUU
Messenger RNA from Suillus paluster, 1929 nucleotides. RefSeq lists its product as uncharacterized. The transcript is spliced from 4 exons. Lineage: Eukaryota; Fungi; Basidiomycota; Agaricomycetes; Boletales; Suillaceae. The record is from RefSeq and is a predicted model, not a curated record. The coding region runs from base 110 to 1795 and encodes 561 amino acids.